CUCGCUGUUUCUCUGUUCUCCCGCCCCUUCUGUGUGGAGCUGGGCUCUCGUUCCUGUUCCCCUCGGGGCCGGCGGCAGCGCGUCCUCCUCCUCCUUUCCCCCGGGCCCCAUGGCUUCGGCUGGUAGCGGCAUGGAGGAGGUGCGCGUCUCGGUGUUGACCCCGCUGAAGCUGGUGGGACUGGUGUGCAUCUUCCUGGCGCUGUGCCUGGACCUGGGAGCCGUGCUGAGCCCCGCCUGGGUGACGGCGGACCACCAGUACUACCUGUCCCUCUGGGAGUCCUGCCGCAAGCCCGGCAACUUGGACAGCUGGCUCUGCGAGUCGACGCUGCACAGCGACUGGCAGAUAGCUACUCUGGCUUUGCUGUUGGGUGGUGCUGCCAUUAUUCUUAUAGCUUUCCUGGUUGGGUUGAUUUCCAUCUGCGUAGGAUCUCGGAGGCGGUUCUACAGACCGGUUGCAGUCAUGCUCUUUGCUGCAGUUGUUCUUCAAGUGUGCAGCUUAGUCCUUUACCCAAUCAAGUUCAUCGAAACGGUCAGCUUGAAAAUAUAUCAUGAGUUCAACUGGGGCUAUGGCCUGGCUUGGGGUGCAACUAUAUUUUCAUUUGGGGGUGCCAUUCUUUAUUGCCUGAACCCUAAGAACUAUGAAGACUAUUACUAGAAUCAUUUAAUGGCAACUAAAAUAGCAAAAGGAUUACCCCAUCUUUUCUAACUCACGGUUUUUUUAGAACACUUGUGGAGCACCAAACAGUCUGCUCUGUUGAUAAAAUAGCCUUUGCCUUUUGGGUGUGAACACUGUAACCAGCUUUUACAACCAUUUAAAAGAACUGCAGACACUAGGAUUGCUGAUCUUACAUAGGCAGAUGCUGCAAGCUGCUGAUACAUAAGCUUCAUUUUUUUCCUGACAACAAGCAAAAGGAUCUACGUGACUGCGAUCGUUGUGAGAAAACUAGUUGGAAUGAGAAUGCAAUGCCAGCAUCUGCUAUUGCCUUCAGGGGAGCAGCUGGUAUAGGCUCCAUUUAGAAGUUUCCCUGUAUCAUAGAGGAUUCAGAUGUCUGAUAAGCAGGCAGUGGCAUCCUGUACAAUAGGCUGUGUGCGCCCCUUGUUACUUCCUCAGAAAAAGCUCGUAAGGAAUUAGUUGCAAGUGACUGUGUUGAGGGCAGUGAAUGUAACUGGUUAAUGACUUGUCUAAUAUGUUCAUUCAACAGUCUUCUGGGAGAGUAAUAAUAAUAAUAACAAAAAAAAAAAAAAGCAACAAGGCACCAACCACACAGGAUUUCAUGAAUUGGUAAUUGACAUCAGUGUGCCAGCUCUAGCAGAUUGUUGAAGGAAGUCCAAACUGGGAGACACAUGCUUCCCUCUGUUUAGUUGGAAGUCGUCUCAGCAAUGAGUGUUGUGCUGGGAGGGUGGAGGUAAGAGGGAGCAAAAAUAGACUUCCUCUGUCCCUGAGGCAUUGAAAGUGUAUGAAUGAAUUGCAGUUGUCCUAGAUACCCAUUUAACUUCUGAACACCAUCAUAAAAAGAAUGUACAUGGAACAACUUCAUUUAUAUUUUUCAAAGGUAUUUGUUAGUCUAAAUGAAUAUAUAAUACAAAUAUAAAUGCAGAGGGAGAGGGAUGAUUCAUCUGCAAAUGGUAAUACGAGCUGUGAUACAGUGGUUAAAAUACUAACUUUGUAUACAUUUUUGAAAGUCUCCAAUUGGCAUCCCCAGUUGUGGUUGGUGUUACAAAAUAAACAUAAACCUGUUUGUCUUCUGUAUAUGCCCUUGUACAGACUCUGUGUUAUGGGAAAUGCUUAGAAGUUCACAUCAAGUUAAGACAGAACUGGACAAAACAACUGCUUGUUAUUCCAUGUGUAAGCUAGUACUUACUAAACAUUCUUUUCUGAGGCUAUUGCAAAGAAAACAACUGCCAUGUAAAAAAAAAAAAUCUAGUUAGGUUGUGAGCAUCUCUGAUCAUCAAGAGCACAACUGAGACCCCAUCAUGUCCAUAUUAAAACAUUAACACUUCAGGAGGUAAUCUCUUGUUUUUUAAAAGCUGAGCUUAUAAUGGACUGGCUGAUGAUUCUGUACAUCUCAUUUCUCCUUCCCUAGUAUGUUUUCCUCUUAAAACAUCCAGAGACUGCACCCGUGAGACUCAAGGUAAUAAGAACUUCCACAUGAAUUUAAUCCCCAUCACUUUUUUAUUUUUGUUUGCAAUUUGCUUCCUUGGAGAUCCUCAAUUAAUUAUGAGCAUAUUUUUAUACAAUUCUAACCUUUUAGAAACAACUAUUUUUUUUAAAUGGAGAAAUGUAAAAUAUAUUCUAUGCGAAGCUGUGCAAAGGCAAACACGCUAGGGUUGCACAUCCACCUCUACGCAAGUGGCUUUGCUUGUUACAUGGAAAAAGACUGCUAAAUUACUCAGUGUCAAGAGCAAGUCUACAGUGUUAGUGCUUGUGCCACUGUUUGCAGGGCACAGAGGUUCUGCAACAGCUGUGGAACCACAGAGCUGCCUUUAAGGAGGUUGUUGUGAAAGUAUUGCUGACAUAUGGAGAUGGCUUAUAAAAAAAAAAAGCACUCUGCGGCUCUCUGGUGUUAAAUCUUUGCUACUGUAGCAAAAUAUUCCAUAUCAGCAGCCUUUCCAAGACCAGUGGUGAUUGGUUAGACUAGAUGGAGCAAAAAUGAUAGCUUGACUUGGAAGGGAUUGAAUGGCACUGCCUAGAGAACACAAACAAUGGGAGGAAAAAUGAUGUCCCCUUGUUUUGCAGGCACCAGAGAGCAUUCGUAACUGUGUGGUUUUUUCAGUUGAGACUGACUUGAGGCAGAUAUUCAGUAUAUCUUCAGUGUAUCUUUCUGAACAGCUGUGUCAUUCUGCUUUUAUUUAGCAGCAUGGAAAACAUUUCAGUUUGGCAUGGGAAUUAGGUUAAUGUAGAGAAGCCCACUGUGAGAAGUCAUCUGUACCUUUCUAGGAGGGUGGUGUUUCGAUGCUUACAAUGUGUGGCACUUUGCCUAUGCUGACAAGAAGGUACAGUGCUGAACCCAUAUCAUACCUACUACUUUAUCAGAUGCAUUCUUUUCUUUCUGUAGAGUUUGAGUGAGAACAACUGUCAGGCCUAAGGCAUAUCCACAUUGUUGGCAUGUGCUCUGAAAGUCACCUGGCUGUUAAUAGGAAAGGUGUUCAGGCAAAAAAAUUCACCAACACAAAUGCCUAAAGACAAGGUUCUUCAUUCAUAUCUGAGUCAGAGAUCUGAUUUUCAGUCUCAACAUCUACUUCUCCUCUUGAAGACAGUGAAAUCUAUGAGCACUUGUCUCUCAAACUCCUCAGGUCCUUUGUGUUUGUGUAUCUGCUAUAUGGGUUUAUGUACCUACCUUUAGCUACUGCCAUUUCUAUCCUCCCACCCCUCCUUACCAUGCCAGUUUCGGCAAGCGUUCCAUUUCUCAACACUGAACUAAAAGUAGCUGCAACAUUGUACUGAUCUUAUUUUUUUUUUUUUUCUAGCCACAACUCUAUGUCUUGAGUGUACCUAUGAGAAAUCAAUCAUUUUGUAUGUUGUGCUUGUGUUCAUGUCACAGUUAUUUCAGUUGUUCGACUUCAUUUCACUGGCAGGAUGAUUCUCUAACACAACAAAUCCAUUGUUUUUCUUCCAAAUAUAUAUGAAUAAAUAAAUUAAAUAUAUACAUAUAUAUAGAGAGAGAGAGCAAACUUGCAAGCAGGGCUAGUUAUUUGUAUUUUUUAAGCUUAAAGUAUACCGUCCGGUGCUGACAAGUACCUAGCACCUCUUCUGGAUUUCUUGCACAACUCUGUUUAGCUUUUUGUAAAUUUUAAAAACAAAUAUAGAGAGACCUAUGUGUUUGAAAUAUAAAUGAUAUAUAUAUGGAUCAGCAUGUAACUGUAUAUUAUUAAACAUGCAAUGAACUGACUGGUAAGUGAAGUCUAAUGGUUAGCAAUGUAAUUUAUUAAGACUGUAUUUUUGUACAGCGCAGUGCACACUACCCUGUUGCCUCUGUGUCCUCUAUAAUGCCUAAAACUGUGCCUAGAAAUUUCAUUUCUGUCUUGAAAGGAAGGAGAACAAAAAAAAAAAAAA
Indicator indicator is the source of this 4054-nucleotide messenger RNA. RefSeq names its product transmembrane protein 47 (gene TMEM47). The transcript has 3 exons. Gene Ontology annotation, cellular component: membrane; cell-cell junction. The record is from RefSeq and is a predicted model, not a curated record. Gene Ontology annotation, biological process: cell-cell adhesion. Lineage: Eukaryota; Metazoa; Chordata; Aves; Piciformes; Indicatoridae. Bases 110 to 655 code for a protein of 181 amino acids.